Messenger RNA from Brassica napus (rape), 710 nucleotides. Its product is annotated as putative phosphatidylglycerol/phosphatidylinositol transfer protein DDB_G0282179. The record is from RefSeq and is a predicted model, not a curated record. NCBI's taxonomy places the organism in Eukaryota, Viridiplantae, Streptophyta, Magnoliopsida, Brassicales, Brassicaceae. Gene Ontology annotation, biological process: intracellular sterol transport. Bases 184 to 636 code for a protein of 150 amino acids. Gene Ontology annotation, molecular function: sterol binding. The transcript has 4 exons.
UGCAGGAAUCAAGGAAUCAACCCAAAAUGAACGGUUAAAGAUCUAUCCGGCAUUCCUCGUGAAAUGAUUCCGCAUUUCUGUUCUGUCUCUUUUGCUCGUUACUCUCCUCGUCCUUCAAUCAUCAUCUGAAACUCUAGAACUCUGCUUUUCUUCUUUUUUUUUUACUUGGAGAAUCUAUCAAUCAUGUCGAGGUUUUCUCUAGCUAUCUCUUGCUUUCUCUUUGUCUCAACGAUUGUUAGAGCCACCGAUGUCGAGUACUGCGAUGAUAACAAAGAGUAUGAAGUAAAGGUCCAAGGAGUUAAUAUAUUGCCUUAUCCUAUAGUUAGAGGCGAGCCAGCCACUUUCAGCAUUUCUGCUAACACAGACAAUGUGAUCUCAAGCGGGAAGCUGGUGAUCGAAGUAUCAUACUUUGGAUGGCAUAUUCAUUCUGAGACACAUGAUCUUUGUGAUGAAACAAAAUGUCCAGUGGCAGUUGGAGAUUUCUUGGUAGCGCACUCGCAAGUUCUACCCGGUUAUACUCCUCAUGGUUCGUACUCACUUAAAAUGAAGAUGGUUGAUGGGCACAAGAAGGAGUUAACAUGCAUCAAAUUCUCAUUUGAGAUUGGACUUGGUUCAUCCUUAGCCGCCUACAUUUAGAGCUACAAUCUUGCUUGCUGGAAUCACACCAUUUUUACUUUGUAUAAAAGAAAAACAUUCUCUCUUUUUCAAAA